This is a messenger RNA of Cylicostephanus goldi, 786 nucleotides long. The record is from the annotation of a GenBank genome assembly. NCBI's taxonomy places the organism in Eukaryota, Metazoa, Nematoda, Chromadorea, Rhabditida, Strongylidae.
UUGAAGCACAGUAAAAUUCGCUUGCAUUUGUUUUCUUUCAACUGCUUGAAAAAAGACCUAUUUCAUGGCAGGAAUGAUGUACUGAAGAAAACUCCCUUGACAAUUGAGGUAUUAGUGUAUGGACUCAUGUGUCACAUACAGAAAAUUAUGUCUACUAUAUUGACUGGAAUAUUCUCUUAUAACCCAUUGUUCAAUCUGCCCCUUUGUCGAAGUGAUUACCAUGGCUUUACGAUAGCAGAUGUGCUAGGUACACGACUCAAAUUUGUCGUAGUUCGCGAUCCUAUCGACAGAUUUCUUAGCGGAUUCCUCGACAAGUGUUUGAGGAGCCCACCAGCACUUUGCUUUGGAUGUAGAACAAUUGGCUGUUUCAUUAUGGCAAUGCACUCUAGAUUAUGGGGCGCGUAUAAAUCAAGCAGACCUACGCACCACAUCAUGGAAAAUCACCUUGCUCCACACAGGUACUGCGACUUCAAGGACCAUCUUCAGUCGUUUAUCGUCAUCAAGUAUAAAAACGGGCAGAAUGGAAGCCUUGAAUUAGCAAACAUACUGGACGACAUUUUCAAAUCGGCUAUGGUUCCCAAAUUACUGCGCGACACAAUACGUCGAGAAAUUCUGAGUGAGCAAUUUUUCGAUUUUGACAUGAUGAAGCUUACUUGCUCAUUAGAUUUCAAGUUACAUGGAAUGUUGCAGUUGGUAAAGUGCGACAUUCUACAUUCUUCACAAAAAGGAGACGAGAAGUCGAAGAAGAAGUGUUUAGAAAUCAAACCUUGCUCAAUAUAUUGCUAG